UGCACUUCCGGUCUCGCGUCGGAGGCGGUGAGGAGAGGAGGGAGUCGGCUGUGUGUCGGGGAAGGAGGAAGCGGAGUCCCGAGGAAGGGAGGAAGGGGAGCGGAGAAGCGCCUCCGGUGCCCCCCCACCGUCUCCUGACCCGCGCCUCGGAGGGAUGCUGCCUGCGCUGACGCCGCCAUCGCCUGCCUGCUGGUGCUGAGAGGGCCAUGGCCUCCCCUUCGCCCUCCUCCUCCUCUUCCGACAGCAGCUGCCUCAUUUUGGAAGACAGCGACCGCGAGGCCCCCGCCUCGCCCCUCCGGCCGGAAGCAGCCAAGCCCCCCUCCCCGGCCCUGCCGCCAGCCGUGACCCUGCCGCAGACCAAUGGCAGGACGGAGCCCAAGCCCCCAGCCCCCGGGAAGGACCCCGCCAGCCUCCAGGCCGAGAACGAGCGGCUCUUCGCAGAGUUUGUGACCUUCUGCGCCCAGCACACAGCAGACCACCCAGAGGUGAUGCCUUACUUGGCCGGCAGGCAUCAAAAGACCAACCCGGACUUCCUGGCAUCAGUGGAAUACCGGAAUGUUCUGGGCCGCUGCCUGACCCGGGUCCAGGCCCGCCGGAGCAAGAUCUACGUCUACAUCAAUGAGCUGUGCACUGUCUUCAAGGCCCACACCCAGCGGAGGAAGCUCCCCAUCGCCAGUGCCACCCCUGCUGUGCGGGACAGGGAUGCUGCGGCUGCAACCAAUGCUGGUGAAGACCCUGCAACCGCAGCUUCCAUGGAGGAGGCCACCUCCGCUCCCUCAGAUGCCCCGGAGGCGGCCAAGACCCGGCCGGACUCCCGGCGCCACAUCCGGUACCUGGAGAAUCUGCUACGGGUUUAUGCGGAGGAGAUCCGGCGGCUGCAGGAACGGGAGCUGGACCUGGCAGAUCUGGACCGGGAGGACUCGGCCUACCUGCAGGAGAGCAGGCUCAAGCGGCGCAUGAUGCACAUCUUCCGGCGCCUCUGCGAGUUGAAGGACUGCAACAGCUUGACCGGCCGGGUCAUUGAGCAGCGCAUUCCCUACCGGGGGACCCGCUACCCAGAGGUCAACCGCCGGAUCGAGCGGCUCAUCAACCGGAACCAGGAAGCCUUCCCGGACUACGCUGACAUCCUCAAGGUGGUCCAGAAGGCCAAUGUCCGGCACAGUCUGGGCCUCCCCAAGCGCCAGAUGGAGAGCAUGGCCGCCGAUGCCUUCCGGGAGGUGGGCAACCGGCUGCAGGAGCGCCGGCACCUCGACCUCAUCUACAACUUUGGCAGCCACCUCACCGACCAGUACCGGCCCAGCGCUGACCCGGCCCUGACGGAUGGGGACCUUGCCCGCCGCCUGAGGCACAAUCGGGAGAAGGCUGUCCAGCGGCUGGAGGAGGUGACCUCGCAGUUUGCACAGCUCCAGGACCAGAGUGAGGAGACGGAAUGGCGACAGCGCAAGAAGGGGGGCCGGACCACAGCCGCCAAGGGCCAGCCAGCCUCCCCCACAGAGGAGGCCGAUCCAGGGGCAGCGGUGUCUGCUCCCCAAAAGGGCAGCCAGAAUCCAGUGGGGAGCAACAAAGACCCCGUCCGGGAGAACCCACAGGAGGAAGAGGAGGAUGAGGACGAGGAGGAAGAAGAAGAGUCCUCCUUUGAGUCUGACAUGGAGGUGGACUUGGCAAAGGGCCUGGACAGCGGAGACGACGAUGAGGGGUUGCCCCCAGACGAGGAGCCCUCUGCUGCCCGGGAGGCGGAGGCUGACCAGCGCAUGGACCUUGAAGUGAUGGAGGUUGUUCUCUAUUCCUCUGUGGAUGAGGAGGAAGAGGAGGAGGAGGAAGAAGAAGAGGAGGAGGAAGAAGAGGAGGGGGAGGACAAUGAAAAAGAGGCCACGGGGCCACGGCAUCCCCUCCUGGAGACGGAGGAGGUGCUCCUCCUGGAUGAGAAUGGGAUCCCGCGCAACCAGAAGGCCCCCCACCCCCUGGCCAAGCGCGGGCGGACACUGGAGAAUGGGAGCUCUCCCCAGUCGGGGGUCACGGCCCUCCAUGACCUCAAUGGUCAGCCCCCCAGGAAGCGGGGCAGGCAGGAGCACCUCAUGUCCAACAGCACUUGCAUCGAGGUGCCCAGCACAGGGUCCUCCGAGGCGGAGGACGAAGAUGGCCAGGGAGAGGUGGUCCUCUUCAGCUCGCCACCCACCACCCAGAGCCCGGCCCCCCUGGCCGACUCCACCUGCGCCGACUCCCCCAGCCUGGGCCUGGUCUCCAGUUCUCUCGGGAGCCCCCAGCCGGACCUCCAGCAGCCGGAGCAGGCCCUCCCCCUGGCCAAGGUCUGCAAGACCAGUGUGGCCACGCAGUGCGACCCAGAGGAGAUCAUUGUCCUCUCAGACUCGGAUUAGGCCCGCCGCUGCCGCCAGCCUUUGGAGUCUAGACGGCAGGGCUGUUGUGGCCCCUCUGCUUGGUGACUUUGGGGGGGGGACUGCCAUAUUGGUAGGGGGUCUGGUUGUGUGUGCACGUGUGGAUGGAGGACGAGGGGGGUCUCCGGACCCCCUGACCUGCAGGGUUUUCUUUCCUGUUUUGCUUUUGUGGACGCUUUUGUGGGGCUUUUCUUGCCACUGCAUGGAAUUGGAAGGAGGAGGGAGAGGCAAAGGCAAGGGGUGAGGGGCGGGGGGGCACACGUUUUGGGGGAGGCUUUUAUUCCCCCUCCCCUCCCCUCCCCUCCUUCCUGGGGGCUGCGGGGAGGGCUUUUGUACAUUUAUGCUCUGAAAUUUUGGAAACCGUUGGGGGCUUUUUUCCAAAAGAAGAGGGAAGAAAUAAAGAAUAUUUUUCUGUACUGAUUA
Sceloporus undulatus (fence lizard) is the source of this 2816-nucleotide messenger RNA. It is a transcript of the gene DAXX, whose product is annotated as death domain associated protein. The record is from RefSeq and is a predicted model, not a curated record. NCBI's taxonomy places the organism in Eukaryota, Metazoa, Chordata, Lepidosauria, Squamata, Phrynosomatidae. The transcript is spliced from 8 exons. Gene Ontology annotation, molecular function: histone binding. The coding region runs from base 207 to 2375 and encodes 722 amino acids.